Ooceraea biroi (clonal raider ant) is the source of this 1547-nucleotide messenger RNA. It is a transcript of the gene wds, whose product is annotated as WD repeat-containing protein wds. NCBI's taxonomy places the organism in Eukaryota, Metazoa, Arthropoda, Insecta, Hymenoptera, Formicidae. The record is from RefSeq and is a predicted model, not a curated record. Gene Ontology annotation, cellular component: Set1C/COMPASS complex. Gene Ontology annotation, molecular function: histone binding.
ACGUGGCUUGUGUGCAUCUCGUUCACAUGCCGGUGUGGAUGCAAACGCAUAAGACGUACAUGUAUCUUCGUUAGCAUCUGGUGGAGGUGUUUGGCGGACUUUGGAGAAACAGUUGCCUCGUUUCUGCAUUGUUUUUCUUAAUAUUUAAGAAAAUGUUACCUGUUGGGUCAUCACCGGGCCAUCAAUCGUCCGUUAACAAUUCUUCUAGCGCGACCGCUAGCAGUACGAAGAGCAAUGCGAUAUCGAAACCAAACUAUACACUAAAAUAUACUUUAGCGGGUCAUACAAAAGCAGUUUCAUCUGUUAAAUUUAGCCCUAAUGGAGAAUGGUUAGCGAGUUCUGCUGCCGAUAAGCUUAUUAAAAUAUGGGGGGCCUAUGAUGGGAAGUUUGAGAAGACUAUAUCUGGCCACAAGCUUGGCAUUUCAGAUGUAGGAUGGUCCACUGACAGUAGAUUAUUAGUAUCAGCUUCCGAUGAUAAAACCUUAAAAAUAUGGGAAUUAAGUUCUGGAAAAUGUUUGAAAACAUUGAAAGGUCACAGUAAUUAUGUUUUCUGUUGCAAUUUUAAUCCACAGUCUAACCUUAUAGUUUCCGGUUCCUUCGACGAAAGUGUACGCAUAUGGGACGUCAGAACCGGAAAAUGUCUUAAAACAUUGCCAGCACACUCAGAUCCAGUAAGUGCAGUACAUUUCAAUAGGGACGGCUCUCUAAUAGUCUCGAGCAGUUAUGAUGGAUUGUGUCGUAUUUGGGACACAGCCUCAGGGCAAUGCCUCAAAACUCUCAUAGACGACGAUAAUCCUCCAGUAUCAUUUGUCAAAUUUUCGCCGAACGGAAAAUACAUCUUAGCAGCUACACUUGAUAACACAUUGAAACUUUGGGACUACAGCAAGGGGAAAUGCUUAAAGACCUACACAGGUCACAAGAACGAGAAAUACUGCAUCUUCGCAAACUUUUCCGUCACUGGUGGAAAGUGGAUUGUAUCCGGUUCCGAAGACCACAUGGUAUACAUUUGGAAUCUACAGACGAAGGAAAUAGUGCAGAAAUUGCAGGGUCAUACAGAUGUGGUGCUUUGUACGACAUGUCACCCGACAGAAAAUAUUAUAGCGUCGGCCGCUCUCGAGAAUGAUAAAACCAUUAAAUUGUGGAAGAGCGAUACAUAAUUAUUUGCACCGUUUAUUACUCUUAUGACGUUUUGUACAAAACUUCCUGUUUUUAUGUUAUUACAUAAAUGUCAUUGUAUUAUAAAACAUAGAAUGGUUUUUUUUUAUAUUUGUGCAAAAUAAUUAAUUUAAAGUAAAUGAUAUUUUGUAUCAAAAUCAUAUUUUAUUAUCUACAAUUUAUAUAGAUUAAUAGCAUAGUUGAAGAGUCCGAUUUCGAUAGAUUUCAGCAUUUGUUGUGUUAUAGGUGAUAGAUAACAUUAUUUUAGAAGUAAAUUUACUUUAGCCUCAACAGUAUUAAUAAACAUCUAAAUAAGAAUUGAAUUGCAACGGAAAUGACAUUACUUUGUACAAACUGAGUGUACAAAAUUAUAAAUUAAAGAGCAUUGAGAU